Messenger RNA from Pocillopora verrucosa, 530 nucleotides. The record is from RefSeq and is a predicted model, not a curated record. Lineage: Eukaryota; Metazoa; Cnidaria; Anthozoa; Scleractinia; Pocilloporidae.
AUAACAACAGGCAGGUGAGAGUUCGGAAAACGCUAAGCGAUCUUGAUUUCACAACCAGGAAGAAAGCUUUUUCGAUCUGCUUUGAGAACAACAAGAAUCUCUCUGGAUCAUGUCGCGAAAAUGUCCAACUUGCGAGAAGACCGUCUACAUGGGCGAGAAAAAAGAGUCUGUUGGAAAUUGGUAUCAUCCAUUGUGUCUAAAAUGUAAGAAGUGUGGCAGGCAGCUUGCGAAAGGAAACCAUGCUGAGCGCAAGGGUCAGCCAUACUGUCAUAAUCCUUGUUAUGCCUCAGAGUUCGGCCCUGGAGGAUUCGGACAUGGCGGAACGGAGUCACACAAGUACUGACACAUGACCGUUUUUAAGGUUUAGGUGUUCCCAGAUCAGAUUGGUCAACCAUAAGGAAACAUGAUACCUGCCAUCAGUAAACCCGAAGGAAACUUCCACUGACUAGAUUAUAAAACAGACACAGUCUCUCAGGAAACAUAAACUUUUUAAUAAAGUGCCUUCGUGCCGUGAGUGCACCAGCUGUUGA